AUGUCCCCGCUGUGCCCGCUGCUGCUGGCCCUGGCCCUGGUGGCCGUCCCCGCUGUCCGAGGCGCCUGCCCGGCGGCCUCCGAGCUCAAGAACCCCGACGGGACGCGCACGUGCGCCAAGGUGUAUGACAAGAGCGACCCGUACUAUGAGAACUGCUGCGGAGGCGCCGAGCUGGCCAUAGAGGCGGACAGCGACAUGCCCUACCUGCCCUCUGGCUGGACCAACGUCAUCUCCUCCCUGGUGGUGGCCCCGCGCUGCGAGCUCACCGUGUGGUCCCGCCGAGGCAAGGCUGGGAAGACGCACAAGUUCAAGAGCGGCGCCUACCCGCGCCUUGAAGAGUACCGCAGGGGCGUCCUGGGCCACUGGUCCGACGCCAUCUCCUCCAUCUACUGCAGGUGCUACUGA
Molecule: messenger RNA, 405 nt
Organism: Molossus molossus (Pallas's mastiff bat)
Lineage: Eukaryota; Metazoa; Chordata; Mammalia; Chiroptera; Molossidae
Product: syncollin-like
Exons: 2
Coding region: 1-405 (134 amino acids)
Biological process (GO): exocytosis
Cellular component (GO): secretory granule membrane
Source: RefSeq, a predicted model, not a curated record